AUGCUGCAGGAAUCGACUGAGAAGCUGGUACGCAGCGACACUCAGUUUCUCCCGCUGGCCUGCCUGGCACAUGGAUCUUCAGAGGCUGGUGGCGGCAGUACAGGCUCUUCGAUGAAUCUUCAAGGCUGUCUUCCCAAAGCCUUUUCAAAGCUGGGCAUCACAUGCGAUGCAUGA
Auxenochlorella protothecoides is the source of this 174-nucleotide messenger RNA. RefSeq lists its product as hypothetical. The coding region runs from base 1 to 174 and encodes 57 amino acids. NCBI's taxonomy places the organism in Eukaryota, Viridiplantae, Chlorophyta, Trebouxiophyceae, Chlorellales, Chlorellaceae. The record is from RefSeq and is a predicted model, not a curated record. The transcript has 2 exons.